UAUGCGCCCACCCCACACACGCACACAGGGCAGCCGAGCGACCGAGGUGACAGUCUGCGCGCACAUUUGUUCGACGGGUGUAUUUAACUCCUUUUGUACUCUUUAUUGUGCGUUUCCAAUUGUGGUUUAACACCUGGGGCGAGCUUAUGUGAUUGUUUUUGAUGAUGUGCGGACACUAACUGAUACAUGCUAAUCUUUUGUUAUAGCUUUAUCAGCAGCUACUUGUGAACGCGAAUUUGAACUGCUGUUAGUGAAGAUGAGACUAAUUUAAUUUCAUUUUAUUUUAGUUUCAUUCUGCGAAUGUUGAUGCCGUGUGUAGCUGAAUAAAGUCAGCUAAUCACAUGGACGUCUGUCGUUUCGGAGCUUAGCUCGCUGUCUAGCUAGGAAUUAGCUCCAACGUCUUAGAGAGGACAGUACAGUGACGUAUAAUCAGUGUUGUUAAUCUUACUUUUAAAAAAAGUAAUUAGUUUCAGUUAAAUUAAUUCUCCCAAAAAGUAAUUUAGUAACUCAGUUACCUGAACGUAAGAGUAAUUAGUUACUCGCAAAGUAACUGAAGUUACUUUUCAUGUUCUACAUGUUAUUACAUGAUCCGUUCUAUAACGUCCUCCAUAUCAAGUACGUUUACAUUAACUGUUUGAAUUGAACUUUUUCAUUAAAAAAAAAAAAAAAACAUAGGUCACCCUUUUUACAUUUAAUUUUUUUUAAUCUACUGUAUAUAAGAGUGUAAUGGUAUACAAACUUUUAAGUUUCAAAUGCUGUGAGAAAAAAAACUUUUUUCUGUAUUACUGAACCGUGACUUUGCGUACUGUCACACCCCUCAUAUAGAUAGGGCGGAAAACACAGACAAGACUGAAAAAGCAUUUUCUGCUCUUGCACUCCUCUUUAAAAGAAACUGCUGUAUUUUAAGCCAAAAGAACUGUUGUGUUUGAUAGAACAAUAUGUCUAUACGCUGCCAUAGCAGAUUCAUGGCACAUUAAGCCCCCGAACUAUUUUUAAUUUGUCUAUUUUAACCUGGAAACCCCCGUUUACAGACAUCGCGCAACCGCUUUUGUUUCAACCCAGCCAUAAAAAGAAGGAUUGCCAAAUAUGCGAGUCUCGUUCCUCUGCAUUCCUCUCCAUUGUUGACUUAAACUUGCGAGCAGUUGCUGAGUGUGCCAUCCUCCCGGCAGAGGUGGAAGAGCUCCUGGAAUCGCCUCAACUUAAGGCCGGUGAUGGCGUCUGCUUGGAAGACGAUCUUGUCUGUCAACCAGUACCUUGAGGACAAUGGAGACAAGAGAACUGACCCAUGGCUGCUGGUCUACUCGCCCAUCCCGGUGGUUGUCAUCAUUAUAAUGUACUUGAUCAUGGUGUGGGCGGGCCCACGGUUGAUGAAACAUAGGGACCCCAUUGACCUACGGAAGGUUCUCAUCCCUUACAACUUGGCUAUGGUGGGCUUGUCGGUCUACAUGUUCCAUGAGUUCUUGGCAACUUCCUGGCUCUCCAACUACAGCCUGCGCUGUCAGCCGGUGGACUACAGCGACACACCGCUACCUAUGAGGAUGGCGCGGGUGUGCUGGUGGUUCUUCUUCUCUAAAGUCAUUGAGCUAAGUGACACGCUCAUCUUCAUCCUCAGGAAGAAGAACAACCAGCUAACUUUCCUUCAUGUCUUCCACCACGCCACCAUGGUCUUAAAUUGGUGGUUUGCUAUCAAGUACACAGCUGGCGGACAGUCCUUUUUUGUAGGCAUGCUCAACUCUUUGGUCCACUCUGUGAUGUACACUUACUACGGCCUGGCUGCUAUUGGUCCUCACAUGCACAAGUAUCUGUGGUGGAAGUCAUACCUCACCUGCCUGCAGCUGUUCCAGUUUGUCCUGGUUCUCAUCCACACAAGCUACAACCUCCUCGUCCAAUGUGAUUUCCCUGUCAUUACCAACGUUGCAGUGUUUCUUUACACCAUCUUCCUCAUCAUCCUCUUCGGUAACUUCUACCGACGCAGCUACCUGGAUAAAAGGAAGCAGAAGUAAGACGGAAUCUUUGGAAUACAUCCUUUGCUGCUAUGUGCAUACUUACCGCCAGAGGGCACUGUCUGUCCGUGUUCUCAAUGAAAAAAAAAAAAGACAGGAAAUACAAGAGAUGAUAUGUUUCACUCAGAUAUUUAUUAUUUCUUGAAUAGAGAAAAUGGCAAACAUUCAAAUGUGUUGUAAACAAACUGUACAUUUAUACACAAUCGUAAAAGGUUUGCUUUGCUUUACUGCCGCAAAGAGACAAACCCCAAAACCCACAAAAUAAGAUGGAGGAAUGCAAACAUUGUUUCCCGUGUUCUUAAAACAACACGGCAACACGAUACGUUUGUUUCUAUGCUUCGGUCUAAAAACAGAUGUCGAUGACUGACCGAGAUUAAAAAAGGAAGAAAAGAAAAAGCACGAGAGGAAGUGUUCACAUUAUAGCCAUUUUUUGUAACAAGGACUACUUUUUUCCCUUUUUUGACUGGGUCAAUAAAAAGUGAAAGAA
Messenger RNA from Corythoichthys intestinalis (scribbled pipefish), 2490 nucleotides. Its product is annotated as elongation of very long chain fatty acids protein 4-like. Gene Ontology annotation, cellular component: endoplasmic reticulum membrane. The record is from RefSeq and is a predicted model, not a curated record. Gene Ontology annotation, molecular function: fatty acid elongase activity. Gene Ontology annotation, biological process: sphingolipid biosynthetic process; very long-chain fatty acid biosynthetic process; fatty acid elongation, saturated fatty acid. The transcript has 9 exons. Bases 1212 to 2003 code for a protein of 263 amino acids. NCBI's taxonomy places the organism in Eukaryota, Metazoa, Chordata, Actinopteri, Syngnathiformes, Syngnathidae.